Molecule: messenger RNA, 1063 nt
Organism: Amphimedon queenslandica
Lineage: Eukaryota; Metazoa; Porifera; Demospongiae; Haplosclerida; Niphatidae
Product: adhesion G-protein coupled receptor G2-like
Exons: 4
Coding region: 308-1018 (236 amino acids)
Biological process (GO): G protein-coupled receptor signaling pathway; cell surface receptor signaling pathway
Cellular component (GO): membrane
Molecular function (GO): G protein-coupled receptor activity
Source: RefSeq, a predicted model, not a curated record
CUGUUAGGAUAUAUCUACUAGGACUGCCAAUGGUACUUCUCCUCCUCCAUUUGGUGUUAGAGUUGGAUUAGAAGUGAUCUCUUAUGUUGGAGUCAGUUUUUCUUUAGUUGGACUAAUCUUGACAAUCCUGACAUUGCUGGUAUUCAAAAAACUAAGAAAGAAAGAUUCCAGCAAGUUUCACAUUCAGCUAUGUCUCUCAUUGUGCUUUGUGCUAAUUAUAUUUGUCACUGGAAUUAGUAGAACAUCAGUGAGUCCACUGUGUAUAAGCAUAGGAGCUCUUAUACAUUACUUCACUCUUGUUUUCUGGAUGUGGAUUGGAGCAGAAGCUGUGCUGAUGUUUCAAAAAAUAGUAAUAGUGUUUACAAACAUAUCUUGGCGAUAUAUAUUAAUAGUGUCUAUUGUUUGUUGGACUAUACCUGUUGUUCCAGUUAUGAUCUUAUUGGCAGUUGAUAAUGGCUACUACAUUACAAGUACAAAAAAUUCAGAAUUUUGCUUCAUUGGCAAAAUGGUACCAUUGUUAGUAGCAUUCUUAUUACCCAUUUUCCUCAUCAUCAUCAUUAAUACAAUUGUGUUCAUAAUUGUCAUUCGAACUACUCUUGAAAAUGCCAUCAAUAGAAAAAAGCGGAUGAACAAUUCCUCUCUCUCUGUAUCAAAAGUACUUAAGAUGUUACUGUCUUUUAUUGGUAUCAUGAUCCUCUUUGGCUUAACUUGGGUAUCUGCUGCCUUCACUUUCACAUCUGAGCCUAAUGUAUCUCAUACAGUCCAGUUUAUAUUUGCAUUUUUCAAUGCAUUUCAAGGAUUUUUCAUUUUUAUAUUUUUUAUUUUGCUCAACAAGGAAUAUAGGAAACCCUGGAAGGCUUGUUUUGUUCAGUGUUUCCCUAGGGCUACUAUUCACAGUGACUACAAGUCUGGACACAGUACCAAGAGCAAAUCAAGAAAUGAAAAUAGUUAUGUCAUUUCAAAUCAUGUAUCUCUUAAUGAUAUGAACAAAGAGGAGAUGAAAGAUACUUCACUGUAAACCAAAAAUUUUUAUAAUUAAUAGUAGCUAGUUACAAUAGAUAGU